UUUUUUUUUUUGAAAAUUUUCUCUCGACAACUAAGCAUCAAUGUCAGUCCACGCGCAUUUACAGCGCGUGAUCCCGCGUUUGGAAGGGAAGAAAAGGAAGCAGAGAAUCCGAAGUGAAAAAGCAAGAGACCUCUUCUCUUCUAAAACCCGUUUCUUCUUCGUCUUCUUCCUCUCUCCUUAUCUCUCCGUCGCAGUGUGGAGAGAGAAAGGAACAUUCUUGGACUCCAUGACUCAAUCUUUCGAGAAGCUUCGCCUUUUCCGUAGAAUGCAAAACCAUUAGCACACGAAAAGUACUGAUCUUUACCUUUUAAUUUUUCUAUUCUCUUUCGUUUUUAAGAAUAUCAGAAUCGAAACAGGGAGAGAUCUUAAGAAAUCGCGUUUCCUGCUAAUGCCGUCGCGUUCUCCUCCAAACGCUGCGGUUUUACCGGUGGUCGCGUGUUUGGUGCUUCUGUCGGAGUUUGUUGUCGGAAUACGAACGAUUCCGGGCAGGAUUGUCGGCGGCGGCGGAGGAAAUGGGUUUGACCUGGGGCCGUACACGGAGGCUCCGGAUUACAGGAACGGCAAGGAAUGCGUGCCGUCUUCGGUCUAUAGGGAGAACUUCGUGUCGUCCUGCGACCCAUCGCUCAUCCACAUCGCUAUGACUUUGGACUCGGAGUAUCUCCGUGGAUCGAUCGCCGCCGUCCAUUCCGUCCUCCGCCACGCGUCCUGCCCGGAGAACGUCUUCUUCCAUUUCAUUGCGGCUGAGUUCGACUCGGCCAGUCCACGCGUCCUGAGUCAACUCGUUCGGACGACUUUCCCGUCGCUGAAUUUCAAAGUCUACAUUUUUCGGGAGGACACAGUCAUUAACCUCAUCUCGUCGUCGAUCCGACAAGCCCUUGAGAACCCGUUGAACUACGCACGGAACUAUCUCGGUGACAUCCUGGAUCGGUGCGUCGACCGAGUGAUUUACCUUGACACGGACGUGAUAGUGGUCGAUGACAUCACCAGGCUGUGGAAGACGACGUUGACCGGGUCACGGGUCAUCGGAGCUCCGGAAUACUGCCAUGCCAACUUCACCAACUAUUUCACGGCCGGGUUCUGGUCCGACCCGAGACUUUCGCGGGUCUUUUCAGGUCGAAUCCCUUGUUAUUUCAACACUGGAGUGAUGGUGAUGGAUCUGGUGAGAUGGAGAGAAGGGAAUUACAGGGAAAAGCUCGAGGCUUGGAUGCAAUUGCAGAAGAAAAGGAGGAUCUACGAUCUGGGUUCAUUGCCGCCAUUCUUGCUGGUGUUCGGUGGAAAUGUGGAAGCCAUAGAUCACAGAUGGAAUCAGCACGGACUCGGAGGGGAUAACGUACGGGGAAGCUGCCGGUCGCUGCACCCUGGUCCGGUCAGCUUGUUGCAUUGGAGCGGGAAAGGGAAGCCAUGGGUGAGGCUUGACGAGCAGAGACCUUGCCCGCUCGACCAUCUGUGGAAACCGUACGAUCUGUACAAUCACAAGAGUGAAAGAGCCAAUGAUCAAUCUCUUCUGGAUUCGAGCUUUUUGUGAGACCGAUUCGUAUUCUUUUUUUGCUUUUGUGUAUUAUUAUUACAUUGUUGAGGAGAUUCUUUGAUUGCUGGUGUAAUGAUCGAUUUGAGAGGGAGGGACUGUGGAGAUUUUGGCAUUCUUUGCUUCAUAUCAUGUUGUUGUAUUGUUAUGUUUUGCAUAGAGAAAACGUCAUCUCAAUUCCUAAUG
Molecule: messenger RNA, 1711 nt
Organism: Tarenaya hassleriana
Lineage: Eukaryota; Viridiplantae; Streptophyta; Magnoliopsida; Brassicales; Cleomaceae
Product: probable galacturonosyltransferase-like 9
Exons: 1
Coding region: 389-1525 (378 amino acids)
Cellular component (GO): Golgi apparatus
Molecular function (GO): glycosyltransferase activity
Source: RefSeq, a predicted model, not a curated record